GCUGUGCUCCCAGGGCUCAGUGGCUUGAGAGGUGUGGGCAAAUCAGAAGAUGGAGACUGCUCUCUUCCAGCUGACAGGCGAUAGUGAGUCAUGGAUGAGCCCCAGCUCCAAUUUCAUAUCCAUGGACAUGAUCUUCAGUGUCAUCUGUGGAGUGUGGCUCUUCCUCCUACUAAUCCCCUUCCUGAAGACAUACCCCACAUCACCACCACCUGGGAGUGGAGAGGACACCCCGAAGGUGACGAGGAGGGGACGGAGCAGGACCAGGAAGAAAAUUGCUUCUGCAAAAGGCUGUAGAGAUGGCAGAGAGAAUGCGGAAGAUACCCAGAAUGCAUCACAACCUGUGAAAAUCCCCAGCAAGCAUACUUUACUGGACUCUACACCACAUGCCUUUUGGAACCCUAAUGAGAAACCAGAUCAGCUUCCCCUCUCUCAGCUGCUGUCUUCUCUCAAGUUCUUGGAGGAUCUUAUGCAGCAGAAAUUUAGCCGGAUUUUCGGGGGCAUGUCCUCCUCCAUGCUCUCUGAGUCAGUGGUGGCUUCUGCCUGGGUCUCCAAGAGGCCUUCAUUUGAAGGACCUAAAACUUCAUCCUUCUCUAAUACAUAUGGCCCUUUCCCAGCUCUACCCAUGGCUCAAGGACCUUCACAGAUGUCUCAGGCCCAGCCAUUGCCCCACCAACUUGUGACACCAAGCUUGGCAGAUGUGACAGAGCCUCAGACACUGGACAACCUCCCAAGAUCUACACCAAGCCAAGCACUUUCUUUGUCCAAAGGUAGAGCCCAUGUAAAAGCAGGGUCUACCAGUGAGACAAGGAUGCAGGUGUCUCUCCGGACUAAAAACCAGCCCUGGCAGCAGGAUCUGGAGAGGAAAGACACCAUAGGUUCUAAUGUCCAAACACGUCAAGAAGACAUUAGCCAGCCCUCUCACAACUUCCCCGGGGACACCCUGCUCACUGAAGCUAUCAGCUCAGCCUCCGUCCUUUCUGAGCGUCGUCAGGUCCUCCAGCACCAUGAGGAGUCACAAAGCAAAUGCAGGGGGACUAAGGUGAGAGAACAACCAGGUUCCCCAUCCAGGCUCCUCCCAGCCCAGGAGCUGACCCAGAUGCAGGGACAUUCCCCAGCAAACGGUCCUUUCCAGCCCAAGGACAAGCCUGACCUCUCCCAGUGUGCCCAGCCCUCCAUCUUUGAUUCCUCCAGGAUGCCCUUAAAGAAGGGCCCAGAAAAACAUAACAUACACACCCCCACCAAGGAGGGCCCCAGUUUUAGAGCCAAAAACUUGACUUGCACUUCAAGCAGCAGCCCUGGGAAGGGCCUGGAACCCAGAAACCCUGCACUGAGGACAGAUCAGCGGUCCUAUGUGAACACCACCCAUGACCUUUCCUUCCUUGACCCUAAAAUCCAAAGGAAGCUGGAAUCAAACAUCACACAGCUUCCUGUGAAACACAGAAGGAGACCAUAUCUACACACUAUCGAGUCAAGAGAUCUUACCGCACCAGGGGUUCCAGCCUCAUCCCUUACCCAGAUCUUGUAUCCUUCCUCACCCACCUGUGUUUCUCAGUCAGAGUACUGUCCCAAGGCUGCCGUGAUCCUGGAAAACUUGCAUCACCAAGAUCCAGGAGGAACAAGAGUACACACUUUAUCAACUUCCAAGCUGCAGACUCCUGUGUUUGCACACUCACCUUCAGAGGUUCAGGAGAUGCAAAGAGUCACUCCACCAGCUGCCAGCCAUGGGCCCUCCAAGGCCCAUCCAGAUGCAUGGCAGGGCUACCUGAACACUCGUGCCAAUGCUUAUUGCCUCCAGGCAAGAACCCAGCAUAACAAGACCAUCCGAGGGACUGGAAGAGGCAGCCUGCAACCAAGGACCAGCCCAAGAAUUAGCAGGUCUGAACCAGGGAAGAGGUUUGAGAAUGUGGCCUCAAGACAUCCCUGUUGGAGUGGGACAAUGGUUGACCCUGAAGUAAGGACUCCAUCUUCAGAACAGAGGAACAGAAUAGUGGCGGUUAAAAAAGAGACACCUUCUCCAUGGAAAGUGACCCCUGGGUACAGCAAGAUUCCCAAUGGCCAAAACAUCAAUAUCAAUCUCAGAGACAUAGAAUCUGUAAAGGCCAACAGAAAUCCAGGACAAUUCCAAGCAUAUCCACAGCACUCAAGAGGCCCAGCUCUAAAAUCACAGAUGCUUAGUGACGUUGACUUCAAAUCAAACAAACAGCAACAGUCAUGUCAUGCUGGGCUCCUUCCAGACCGUCAAAGUGCUGUGUGUCCCACCACAGACCGUCAAAGUGCUGUGUGUCCCACCACAGUCAGCCUGCCUUUACAGAACUCUCUGUCCCACUUCCAGGGUAGAUCCAAACAUCCCAGGACUUCCCAGGGCCUAGGUGAUGUGUACAUGAGGAGAGGUCAUAGCCAGGAGAGCCAGGAGCUCACGGUCCCCAAGGAUAAGAUUCCAGCAAUAUUUCCUCCUAGUGAAGAGAGGAAGGAUUUUAUGAGGUCCAGAACCAAAAGUCAGGGAGAAAAGCUUGGGAGAAUGGAGCUUUCCCAAGCCUGGGGUCUCAACAGCUCCACCCAACUCAAGGAUAUAGUCGUCACUGAGAGUCAGCCCUCCCUUGAUGUACCUGCAAAUGAACAGGCUUCUGUAGAAAUCUUUCUGAAUAAAAUAGUAAGGAAUAUCCUACAGUAUCUCAACUCCAGCACCAAAGACAAGGAGCAGGGGGAUUCUCUCAAGAAUGGAAGCCCCCCACCCUCUACUCUACAGACUCAGGAGGCAGUCACUAAAGAGAAGCUCAUCUACAACAUGGCGACCGAAGCACAAUCUCUCACGGAUGCUGUGGCACAGAUCCUGGCACACAGGCUGGGCCUGAAUGUAGAGGACCCACCAAAGGCCCACUGGUGCAAAGUGGAGCCACUGGCAUCCCAGAUAGGUGGCUCUCACCACUCUUCCGAGGGUCUCUACGACGCAAAGAAGAACCGACCAGAAAGGAGAAUAAGCUCUGAUCCCCACUACAGUCCCAAAGGGCACAACCACCCGUCCACAGGCAGGGGAAUUGGAGACGAACAGCAGUUGAGUGUCGAUGUCCAGACAGCCUGUGAUCAACAUCGGAACAGAGUGAAGAGAGGAAUGGGCUUCGACCAAGUCCCCACCCGCAAGCGGAGCAGCCACCCAUUCCUGUACAGGAGAACUGGAGACAAGCAGCAGUCGGGCUCAGCUACCAGAACAGCCUGUGACCCAGAUCAAAUUAAAGUGAAGAGUGGGAUGGGCUACUGUCCACACAGCAGCCCCAAGGAGCACAAGCACCCAUUCUUACACAGAGAAACAGGAAACAAACAACAGGCAGGCAUUGAACAGAAAGCCUGUGACCUGCAUCAAAGUACAAAGAAAGGAACGCACUACGGCCACCUCAACAGCCUCAAGGAGCACAAGCAUCCGGUCAGGUACAGGGUAACUGAUGACAAGCAGCAGUCGGGGAUUACUGCCCUGGGCGCCUGUGACUAAAGAUCGACCUUACCAGCACAAGCCAAGGAGCAGGUGCCUCGGGACACCUUUGCCUUUGCCCACUAGUAAAUCUUCCAAAAGCCAUCUCAUCACCCAGCCCUUGUUUGCCCGUGCCUUCACGGUAAUAAAGGUUGUUUUGUUUUCCUGCAAA
This is a messenger RNA of Mesocricetus auratus (golden hamster), 3635 nucleotides long. Its product is annotated as spermatogenesis-associated protein 31-like. The coding region runs from base 50 to 3484 and encodes 1144 amino acids. The transcript is spliced from 4 exons. Lineage: Eukaryota; Metazoa; Chordata; Mammalia; Rodentia; Cricetidae. The record is from RefSeq and is a predicted model, not a curated record.